UGUUUGGAGCAGUCUGGAAGCAAAGGGGGUUUCGCAAAAUUGACGGCUCCCCCAUUCAGCAUUAUAAUCAGAUUUUGGAGUUGCUACACGCAAUGAUGCGUCCCAAGCGUUUGGCUAUUGUUUAGUGUCAUGCCCACCGCAAAGGUCGUGAUUUUGUUAUUCAAGGCAAUGCGGCCUCUGAUGCGGCAGCCAGGGCGGCUGCGCAGGUCAGGACUGCUCAUCUUUUGCCUAUGGUGACUAUAGAGCUGGACCUUACUGUUUCUGAUCUGGUGGCCCUGCAGGAGCGUGCGGGCCCCUAUGAGGCCUCAGUGUGGCUAAAAAGGGGGGCCUCUAAGGAUGCUAAUGGUCUGUAUCGCAACCAUGAGGGGCUUUUGGCCGCACCUCUGUCUCUGGUGAACAUUUUGAUAACGGAUGCGCAUGGUCUUGACCAUUGCACAAGGGGGGAGGUGUUUUUACACCGCAAGGUUUCUGGGCACCACAGCUGCAAGCAAUGGUGGAUACAAGGUUGUCAGAAUGUGAGGUGUGCAUUAAGAACAAUGUACGCAAAGCAAUCACAGCCCCAGUAGGGCACAUUCCAGUGCCGGAGGGACCGUUCAGACACUUGGUGAUGGACUAUGUGGACAUGGGAAAAACAGCAUAUGGAAAGCGAUAUAUGUGUGAUUGUGGACAGGUUCAGCAGACGGGUGGAGGCAAUACCGUCCAAGGACAUGGGGGCGAUGACAGUGGUGAAAUUCCUGAUCAGAGAGGUGAUUCCGAGGUUUGGGAUACCAACUGAAAUCAGCUCUGAUAAUGGAGCUGCAUUUGUGGGGAAAGUUACUAAGUUAGUGGUUCAACAGCUGAGAAUAAAACAAAGGUUGGGAUGUGUGUAUCACCCUCAGUCGCAGGGCAUGGUGCAGAGAGUGAAUGGCACACUUAAGCAGAAGCUGAAUAAGAUUUGCGCCACCACGAAAAUGAACUGGGUAGAUGCACUGCCAACAGCCUUGAUGGCGUAUCGGAUGGAAGCGCACAGGGUGACGCAUUUGUCUCCACAUGAAAUGCUGACAGGGAGACCAAUGCCUGGAUCGACUUGGAGGGGGCCGUAUAAGGGACCCAGCCUAGAUCAGCUGGGGGAUGAAUUAAAGUUGUACAUGAGGACGUUAACCAAAAUACACAAAGCUAUUUCCAAACAGGAAAGGGAGAAAGCACAGAAAGAAGACACAGACCAGAAGGAGCCAGUCAUCUUUCCAGGAGAUAAAGUCUACCUGCGAGUGUUCCGGCGAAAGUGGCACAAGCCCCGACGAGAGGGACCCUUCAAGGUCUGGGGGCACAGCAGGACCACAGGUCAGGUGAGUUCAGAACAACUGACUUCACUGAUUCAGCCUUGUCCUUUUAUGCUGAAUAACCUCUCAGAUAACAAUGAGCGAAAGCGGAGAGAUAGGGAGGAGAUAUGGGUGUGAGGAGAGUGAGCAAAUUGUAGAAUAUACCCAGGAUGAAGUAGACCUGGAUGGGUUAGCAAAACGUAUGCUUGGAAAUUGGUGGUAUAAAUAGGCUAAGUAUACCGCCGCUUCAUUAGGGCAGGAGGGUUGUGUGUUGUGUGCAGGUCCUGACCCUUCAGUUAGAGUAGUCCCAUUCCCAUACACUAAUAAACAGUGUGAAGAAUGGGAAAUGGAGAGGAUUAUAAGAUUCUGGAAGAGUCUGUGUCAGGAGGGGCAGGCCCCUGAGAAAGACUGCAGACCCAUAUCUAACCAGUCAGAGCGCAUACCAUACUGCCCAUAUCAGUGUCUGAUAUAUCAGGGAAAUUCUAAAUA
Brienomyrus brachyistius is the source of this 1787-nucleotide messenger RNA. RefSeq lists its product as uncharacterized. The record is from RefSeq and is a predicted model, not a curated record. Gene Ontology annotation, biological process: DNA integration. The transcript is spliced from 2 exons. NCBI's taxonomy places the organism in Eukaryota, Metazoa, Chordata, Actinopteri, Osteoglossiformes, Mormyridae. Bases 615 to 1436 code for a protein of 273 amino acids. Gene Ontology annotation, molecular function: nucleic acid binding.